Messenger RNA from Symbiodinium natans, 1458 nucleotides. The record is from the annotation of a GenBank genome assembly. NCBI's taxonomy places the organism in Eukaryota, Dinophyceae, Suessiales, Symbiodiniaceae.
AUGUCAAGCUCAAGCAACGCCACUGCAGAUGCUUUCGGUACCUACUACCAGUGCCGAUUGGAGGAGGUCACAAGCAAGUGCCUGGAGCAGAGCUACCCCAGACUGACAUCCGCGCAGGCAGCUCUGGGAUCGAAGAAGCGCCUGGUGCAGCAAGUGUCACCGAUCUCACGCGACGGCCGGAAGGCUGGGGAGAAGAAGUUCGGUCAUUCCUUCUCGGACGUGCAAAGGGAUGCGGUGAAGCACUGGCAGAGUGAAGUUUCGGACAACACAACGGGCCUGUCCGCGAAAGUCAAGGACCGAAUGGUCAAGCGGCUUACCCAGGUCCGACGCGCCAUCACGCCCUUGCCGGCCAUGCAGGGCGAUGGCAACAACAGCAAGCAAGACUUCAAUCGCCAGGAGCGAAUGGUUCGGGUUCUCAAAGACUCACGCUUCUUCAUGGGCCUGGACGCCGUGAUUCUGGAGAGCCUGCCGAACUACUCCGAGUUCCUCACCCUGGACUCGGGGACCGUGCUCUUUCGGCAGGGGGACGCCGCCAAGGGCUGCUACGUCAUCGUCACUGGGAAGGUGGGCUUCUACGUCGGGGGCAACCUGAAAAGCCCGCGCCAGCCGGUGACGCCGGCGAAGGAGAUACCCUUGACCGCAGAGUCCCAGAGGCGAGUCCUGACCUUCGAGGGCUUCAGCACCUGUAGCAAGAUGUCCGACCUUGGUACAUGCGUGAAAAAGAGUGGUGCCGGAGAAGUCUUUGGAGAGCUGGCCCUGAUGGAUGACUCCCAGCCCCGACGGGCGGCGGCGCGGUGCCUGGAUGAGUGCGAGGUCUUGUUCGUGUCCGCCGCGGGCUUCGAGGAAGUGAAGCAGUACGUGAAGGACCUCGAGAAGCAGAAGAGGGAGUUCCUCGAACUUCUCAUCUUCGGAAGGUUGGAUCCCAAGGACAUCGUCGGCGCCUACGGUCAUCCCGCAAGUUGCUUCCACCAGCAGAAGCACACGAAAGGGAGGGCCCUGCUGAAACAGGGCACCAACGAGCACAAGGUGAUCUUCAUCGUUGUGAGCGGUGAGCUGGAGAUGACCCGGCACGCCGGGAAGCCCGGGAGUUCGUUGCGCGAGGUCCUCGCCAUCCUCGGAACUGGGGACAUGUGUGGCAGCCUCGGCUUCGCCCUAAAGCAGCCCUACUCCGUUCGCGUCCACUCCGAGGCCUGUGAGAUCCUCGCAUCUCGGCACGAGGACCUCGAUCGGCUCCCCGAGUCGAUACUGCAGCGGAUCAUGGCCCGGCUCUCGGCCGAAACUGCGGAGCGCCUGCGCUACGGAUAUGUCAGCAAGCCCAUGGGCUGGCAGAAUGUGCCCAAGCUCCAGAAGCGAACCCGGCAAGACUCUGAGCUCCUCCUGCUGAACUCGCGCGAUCUGCAGACGCACUUGCUGGCGCGACUCUGGCAAAGUGGGGGUCAGGGAAAGCAGAUGGCCUGA